GCUAUCAAAGUAGCCAGUCUGGCGGGGGCGAUUUUUCGACACAAGGAUAGAAAACGGGGACAACAGGACACGUUGCGAUUCUUCUUUGACCAUAAGCUCGGUUUCAAUAUAUCCUUCCCAGACACAUCGAACACGCGUUUCCAGUCCCACGCAGAAGCUUGUGCUGUAAUCAUUACUUACUUGGACCUAUUCAUUGAGUUCCUCACAUACGUGAAGCAGAACAAGGGAUCUGGAAAGCUAAACCACAUGGAACAGAAUGUAUUCGAUGGUCUCCAAGAUAUCCCGACGCGUUAUGAAUUCAUUGCCAUCACUCUCUACUGGCUUGCCAUCAGUGUCCCCUACAUGCGCGAGAUAAGAGGUCCAUAUGCUACCGAAGAUAAUGUACUCAAGCUCGGGCCUCUCCAUCAACGCGUAAUUGACCACAUCGACACGUUGAUAAAACAUCCGGAAUAUCUGAUUGGACCAAACGCGUCAGCUGAGAUGGGUUCCCUUGAUGGACGCGCUUGGGAA
This is a messenger RNA of Lentinula edodes (shiitake mushroom), 510 nucleotides long. RefSeq lists its product as uncharacterized. The annotation marks the transcript as partial. The record is from RefSeq and is a predicted model, not a curated record. NCBI's taxonomy places the organism in Eukaryota, Fungi, Basidiomycota, Agaricomycetes, Agaricales, Omphalotaceae. The transcript has a single exon.